Uranotaenia lowii is the source of this 740-nucleotide messenger RNA. Its product is annotated as sodium channel protein Nach-like. Lineage: Eukaryota; Metazoa; Arthropoda; Insecta; Diptera; Culicidae. The transcript has 3 exons. Gene Ontology annotation, molecular function: ligand-gated sodium channel activity. Bases 84 to 740 code for a protein of 218 amino acids. The record is from RefSeq and is a predicted model, not a curated record. Gene Ontology annotation, cellular component: membrane. Gene Ontology annotation, biological process: sodium ion transmembrane transport.
UUGAACUAUUUGUUCAUCCACCAGAUGAAGCACCUUCGUUUGACCAAUUUCAUUAUCAUGUUGCCUUACGUGAUAGCGUAAAUAUGUUGAUAAAACCAAAAACUACGACUACAUCACGAUCUCUUCGGAUGCAGCCAUACCAAGACCGGCAGUGUUUCUUCGAGAACGAACGAUACCUACGGUUCUUCAGAAUCUACAAUCAGCACAACUGCAUCCAGGAGUGCAUGGUCAACUUUACCUACAAUCUAUGUGGAUGCGUUAAAUUUUCCAUGCCAAGAAGCGCGGACAUGCGCGAAUGCGAUGCUAGCGAAAUUGGCUGCUAUUCGGGAGCUUACCUUAAAAUGUAUGCCCAGCAAAUCGGCAAAAACAUUAGCAAUCCUUGUGGUUGUUUGCCUGCGUGCAUGUCGCUGUCCUAUGAUGUAGAAAUAUCCAGCACGCCAAUGGAUAUUGGGUCGUAUGUUAGAGCUCUAGGAUUUCAGCACGAAAACUUGUCGCAAUUAGCUGCAUCUCACUUUGCGAUCAGCAUCAGGGACAAAUGGAUACUGCCGAAGAUUCGUCAGGAAUUGAUGGGCGUUGGCGAUAUGGUGGGUAGUUUGGGAGGCUUGUUCGGACUCAUGAUGGGGGCCAGUUUGUUGAGCCUGCUGGAAAUCGUAUAUUUUUGCUUGAUCAGACCCUUUAGAAACGAAAAACAUGCACCGAAAGUACGGCAAAUGAUACCAUGGCAGAAUGCUUUUCGAUAG